Messenger RNA from Terrapene triunguis (Three-toed box turtle), 9103 nucleotides. RefSeq names its product acetyl-CoA carboxylase beta (gene ACACB). The record is from RefSeq and is a predicted model, not a curated record. NCBI's taxonomy places the organism in Eukaryota, Metazoa, Chordata, Testudines, Emydidae. Bases 157 to 7407 code for a protein of 2416 amino acids. Gene Ontology annotation, biological process: fatty acid biosynthetic process. The transcript has 53 exons. Gene Ontology annotation, molecular function: metal ion binding; ATP binding; acetyl-CoA carboxylase activity.
AAUAGUCUCCGAUGCUCAGCCUCUAGUCCACUAGCCUGACAAGGUACAAUAAAUAUUUAGUCUUCAAGAGCUGUGUAAUGCUGAAAGCAGAGUGUGGAGGUCAUGAAACAAAGGGCAUGUGUGAAGAUCCAGAGACCAGAUAGGAUGGGUUUCUGAAUGUUACUGCUGGCCCUGUUGUCCUGUCUGAUUUUGCUAUGGUUUAUUUUGACCAAAAUGGCAAAUUCUCAGCCCGUUAACCAGCUAAAGUCAGAGACUGAGAGACCUAGUCCUGAGCCGCCAGCAGCCUCUGAAAACAAAGAGAAACCUUCAAAAGGAUCAACAUGCCAACUGCAGGAGAGGGCUGUAACACCACCCCAGUCCACAGAGCCUGGUCACACCUCACUGACCUCUGGACAAGUGUCCAUGGAUGCCUUUCAGCAAGCAGCAAGUAUGCUUUGGCAACACAAACUUCCAAAUAUCCCUUCUUCCUCUGACGUGUCAGAGCCGGCACAAGAUGUUCCAGCAAACAGUUUAGCAGAGCCUUUAUCUCAAGUUCCGCUUCCUUCAUCAAAGCAGCAGAUGAAGCUAAAGAAGUCCAUCUCCAGGGAAAAGCAGGAGCAGUUUAUAGAACGCACUCAGGUACAGCUCAAAAAACAAGCGAUGGCAAAAUUUGUCCUGGGCUCUUUUGAAGAUAACUCGUCUGAUGAUGAGCUGGUACCUGGAUCCUUUAAAGUCACUAGCAGAAGUAGCGUGAUGAGCGUUGGUUCCUCCUCCUCUUUUGAGUCCUUUUCGCUAACGUCUUCUUCCACAACCAUGAGGCCUAGCAUGUCAGGGCUGCACCUGGUCAAGAGAGGCCGAGAGCAGAAGAAGCUGGAUCUCCAGAGGGAUUUCACCGUCGCCUCACCUGCUGAGUUCGUGACUCGUUUUGGGGGGAACCGCAUUAUUGAAAAGGUUCUGAUUGCAAAUAAUGGCAUUGCUGCUGUGAAGUGCAUGCGCUCCAUCCGCAGGUGGGCCUACGAAAUGUUCAGAAAUGAGCGAGCAAUUCGAUUUGUUGUCAUGGUUACGCCUGAAGAUCUUAAAGCAAAUGCAGAGUACAUCAAAAUGGCUGAUCACUAUGUGCCUGUCCCUGGGGGAGCCAACAACAACAACUAUGCCAACGUAGAGCUGAUCGUGGAUAUUUCCAAGAGGAUUCCGGUGCAGGCCGUGUGGGCUGGCUGGGGCCAUGCUUCUGAAAACCCUAAGCUUCCAGAGCUGCUGCAGAAACAUGGGGUGGCUUUCCUAGGUCCUCCCAGUGAAGCCAUGUGGGCUUUGGGAGAUAAAGUGGCUUCCACCAUUGUAGCCCAGACUGUCCAGAUCCCCACAUUGCCAUGGAGCGGAAGUGGUCUCAUGGCAGAAUGGACAGAGGAGGAUUGUGAGCAGCGGAGAACAAUCAGCGUCUCCCUAGAGACUUAUGCACGAGGCUGUGUAAAGGACGUGGAUGAAGGCCUGGAGGCGGCCGAGAGGAUUGGCUAUCCUGUGAUGAUAAAAGCUUCGGAAGGCGGCGGUGGCAAAGGAAUCCGGAAAGCAGAGACCGCAGAGGAAUUCACUGGCUGCUUCAGACAAGUACAGAGCGAGGCCCCAGGGUCCCCCAUCUUUGUGAUGAAAUUAGCCCAGCACGCCCGGCACCUGGAGGUGCAGGUCCUUGCCGAUCAGUAUGGGAACGCGGUUUCGUUGUUUGGCCGCGACUGCUCCCUACAGCGCAGGCAUCAGAAAAUAAUUGAAGAGGCACCGGUGACGGUAGCAGCUCCCUCUGUGUUUGACUUUAUGGAGCAGUGUGCAGUACGCCUUGCAAAGAUGGUGGGCUAUGUGAGUGCAGGGACAGUCGAAUACCUCUAUAGUGAAGAUGGCGGCUUCCACUUUCUGGAGUUAAAUCCCCGCCUGCAAGUAGAACAUCCUUGCACAGAAAUGAUUGCUGAUGUGAACUUACCUGCGGCUCAGCUACAGAUUGCAAUGGGUGUCCCCUUGCACAGAAUAAAAGACAUCCGAGUGCUGUAUGGAGAGUCGCCAUGGGCUGAUACACCCAUCUGCUUUGAGAGCCCUGCGAAUAUCCCAGUGCCCAGAGGCCAUGUCAUUGCUGCUAGAAUCACCAGUGAAAACCCUGAUGAGGGGUUCAAGCCAAGCUCAGGGACAGUGCAGGAGCUGAAUUUCCGUAGCAGCAAGAAUGUCUGGGGUUAUUUCAGUGUGGCAGCUGCUGGCGGUUUGCACGAAUUUGCUGAUUCGCAGUUUGGGCACUGUUUCUCCUGGGGAGAGAACCGCGAGGAGGCCAUCUCGAAUAUGGUUGUGGCGCUGAAAGAGCUGUCGAUCCGUGGGGAUUUCAGAACAACAGUCGAGUACCUGAUUAAGCUGCUGGAGACUGAGAGCUUUCAGAACAAUGAGAUAGAUACUGGGUGGCUGGACCACCUGAUUGCUGAGAAAGUGCAGGCCGAGAAGCCAGACACCAUGCUGGGCGUGGUUUGCGGUGCCCUGAAUGUAGCAGAUGCCCUGUUUAGGACUUGUAUGACUGACUUCCUGCAUUCGCUUGAAAGGGGCCAAGUUCUGCCAGCGGCUUUCCUGCUGAACAUUGUAGAAGUGGAGCUUAUUUAUGAAGGUGUGAAGUACGCUCUCAAGGUUGCCCGUCAGUCUCUGACAACUUAUGUCAUUAUCAUGAAUAACACUCACAUUGAGAUAGACGUGCACAGGUUGAAUGAUGGCGGGGUGCUGCUUUCCUAUGAUGGUAACAGUUACACAACGUACAUGAAAGAAGAAGUUGACUGCUACCGAAUCACCGUUGGUAACAAAACGUGUGACUUUGAAAAGGAGAAAGAUCCAACCAUGCUGAGAUCACCCUCUGCUGGGAAACUGCUGAAGUACACCGUGGAAGAUGGAGGCCACAUCUUCGUAGGGCACAGUUUUGCAGAGAUAGAGGUGAUGAAAAUUAUUUUGACCCUGGAGGUGAAGGAAUCUGGCCAUAUACGUUAUAUAAAACGGCCAGGAGCAUUGCUGGAGGCAGGCUGUGUCAUAGCUAGACUCGAGUUAGAUGAUCCUACCAAAGUGCACCCAGCCCAGUUGUAUACAGGUGGCCUCCCCACCCAGCAGAUGUUGCCAAUUGGUGGCCUGAAGCUGCACCAGGUCUUUCACAGUGUCCUGGAGAAUCUGAUCAAUGUCAUGAAUGGCUACUGCUUGCCAGAGCCAUAUUUCAGUGCAAAAAUGAAAGAAUGGGUAUGUGAGCUGAUGAAGACCCUCCGGGACCCCUCCCUGCCUCUUCUGGAGCUGCAGGAGAUCAUGACAAACGUGUCUGGCAGAAUCCCACUGUCAGUGGAGAAAUCCAUUCGAAAAGUGAUGGCACAAUACGCUAGUAACAUCACCUCGGUGCUGUGUCAGUUUCCCAGUCAGCAGAUCGCUAGCAUACUGGACAGCCAUGCAGCCAGUUUGCAGAGGAAGGCAGACCGGGAAGUCUUCUUCAUGAACACACAGAGCAUUAUGCAGCUAGUCCAGAGGUACCGCAGCGGCAUUCGGGGCUACAUGAAAUCUGUCGUGUUAGACUUGCUGAGAAGAUAUUUGCAAGUGGAAACCCAGUUCCAACAAGCCCACUAUGACAAAUGUGUGAUCAACCUGAGGGAGCAGUACAAACUGGACAUGACCCCGGUGCUCGAGUGCAUCUUCUCUCAUGCUCAGGUGGCAAAGAAGAAUCUGCUGGUGAUCAUGUUAAUUGACCAGCUGUGUGGUCGAGACUCCACCAUGACAGAGGAGCUGAUGGCCAUUCUCAAUGAGCUAACACAGCUCAGUAAAACGGAGCACUCCAAAGUGGCUUUGCGAGCCAGACAGGUUUUGAUUGCCUCUCACCUCCCUUCUUAUGAACUGAGACAUAAUCAGGUGGAGUCCAUAUUCCUGUCUGCUAUCGACAUGUACGGCCACCAGUUCUGCCCUGAAAACCUAAAGAAACUGAUCCUCUCGGAAACCACCAUCUUUGAUGUGCUCCCUACCUUCUUCUACCACUCCAACCAGCUGGUGCGCAUGGCAGCUCUGGAGGUGUACGUGAGGAGAGGAUAUAUCGCCUAUGAACUAAACAGCCUGCAGCAUCGUCAGCUCUCAGAUGGCACGUGUGUGGUAGAGUUUCAGUUUAUGUUGCCAUCAUCGCAUCCAAAUAGAGGCAACAGCCCCACUUUGAGCAGGAAUUUUGAUGAAGUGAUCUCCUGCUUUGCCAACCCACCCUCAGAGAGUCCCCUGUUCAGCGAGGCGCGAUCCACACUCUACGAAGUAGAGGACAAUAAGAACAUCCAAGAGGAGCCCAUCCACAUCCUGAACACAGCCAUCCGAUGGGCCGGCCACCUUGAGGAUGAGGAGCUGGUGCCAGUCUUCAGAACCUUUGCUCAGUCAAAGAAAAACAUCCUUGUUGACUGUGGCCUCCGGAGAAUCACAUUUUUAAUUGUGCAGAAGAGCGAAUUUCCAAAGUUUUUUACAUUUAGAGCAAGAGAUGAGUUUGCAGAAGACCGGAUUUAUCGGCACUUGGAACCAGCCCUGGCCUUCCAACUGGAGCUGAAUCGGAUGCGUAACUUUGACCUGACCGCUGUCCCCUGUGCCAACCACAGGAUGCACCUCUAUCUAGGAGCUGCCAAAGUGGAAGAGGGCAAUGAAGUUACUGACUACAGGUUUUUCAUACGAGUCAUUAUAAGACACUCUGAUCUCAUCACUAAGGAGGCCUCCUUUGAAUACCUGCAGAACGAGGGUGAACGGUUACUCCUGGAAGCAAUGGAUGAGUUGGAAGUGGCCUUCAGCAACACCAGUGUCCGCACUGACUGUAACCAUAUCUUCCUCAACUUUGUGCCUACUGUCAUCAUGGAUCCAUCCAAGAUCGAGGAGGCUGUCCGCUCCAUGGUGAUGCGCUACGGCAGCAGGUUGUGGAAACUCCGGGUCCUGCAAGCUGAAGUGAAGAUCAAUAUCCGUUUGACUCCUGUUGGCAAAGCCAUUCCUAUCCGUCUCUUCCUGACCAAUGAGUCCGGCUACUACCUGGAUAUUAGUCUCUACAAAGAAGUGAAUGACCCCAGGACUGGGAAUAUUAUGUUUCACUCCUAUGGGGAUAAGCAAGGGCCACAGCAUGGGAUGCUGAUUAACACACCAUACGUUACCAAGGACCUGCUCCAGUCCAAGCGCUUCCAGGCACAGUCGCUAGGCACUACCUAUGUAUACGACUUCCCUGAAAUGUUCAAGCAGGCUAUCUUUAAAUUGUGGGGCUCUACAGAAAUGUACCCCAAAGAUGUUCUAACCUACACUGAGUUAGUGUUGGAUUCCCAGGGGCAGCUGGUGGAGAUGAACAGGAUACCUGGAGGAAAUGAGGUUGGGAUGGUUGCUUUCAAAAUGAAGCUGAAAACCCCUGAGUAUCCCAAAGGCCGAGACAUCAUUGUUAUCAGUAACGACAUCACCUACAAGAUUGGCUCCUUCGGGCCCGAGGAGGAUCUGCUCUUCCUGCGAGCUUCGCAGCUGGCCCGCUCGGAAGGCGUCCCCCGGAUCUACAUUGCAGCGAACAGCGGGGCACGGAUAGGGUUUGCAGAUGAGAUAAAGCACAUGUUCCAGGUAGCCUGGGUGGAUCCCAUGGAUCCCUACAAGGGGUUCAAGUACCUGUACCUGACGCCACAGGAUUACACGAGGAUCAGCUCUGUGAACUCCGUGCACUGUGAGCAUGUAGAGGAAGGAGGAGAGUCCAGGUAUGUCCUAACUGAUAUCAUCGGUAAAGAUGAAGGGUUCGGUGUGGAGAACCUGAGAGCUUCUGGUGCCAUUGCUGGGGAGUCCUCCAUUGCUUAUGAUGAAAUUGUGACCAUUAGCAUGGUGACAUGUCGUGCCAUUGGAAUUGGCGCUUACCUGGUGAGGCUAGGGCAGCGAGUGAUACAGGUGGAGAAUUCCCACAUCAUCCUCACUGGGGCUAGUGCUUUAAAUAAGGUCCUGGGGCGUGAGGUCUACACAUCCAAUAACCAGCUCGGAGGCGUGCAGAUCAUGCAUCAUAAUGGUGUUUCCCAUGUGACUGUCCCAGACGACUUUGAGGGCGUCUAUACCAUCUUACAGUGGCUUUCGUAUAUGCCAAAGGACAAUCGUAGCCCAGUGCCUGUUACUGCUACAAGUGACCCCAUUGAACGAGAAAUUGAUUUUGUCCCUUCCAAAGCCCCCUACGAUCCCAGAUGGAUGCUGGCAGGAAGACCACAUCCAAUUGUUAAGGGAACCUGGCAGAGCGGCUUCUUUGAUCAUGGCACUUUCAUGGAGAUCAUGCAGCCCUGGGCACAGACAGUUGUAGUUGGCAGAGCAAGAUUGGGAGGGAUCCCCAUCGGUGUGGUAGCAGUGGAGACCCGGACUGUGGAGAUGGUUAUACCAGCUGACCCUGCAAACCUGGAUUCUGAAGCAAAGAUAGUCCAGCAGGCUGGGCAGGUGUGGUUCCCAGAUUCAGCUUUUAAAACUGCCCAGGCUAUAAGGGACUUCGACCGAGAGCAGCUCCCUCUCUUGAUCUUUGCAAACUGGAGGGGAUUCUCCGGUGGCAUGAAAGACAUGUACGAUCAGGUGCUGAAGUUCGGUGCGUACAUUGUCGAUAGCCUCAGGCAGUUUAAACAGCCAGUUCUUGUCUACAUCCCCCCACAUGCUGAGCUAAGAGGAGGGUCCUGGGUAGUAAUUGAUCCAACAAUCAACCCUGUGUACAUGGAGCUUUAUGCAGACAAGGAGAGCAGGGGAGGCAUUUUAGAAGCUGAAGGAACAGUGGAAAUUAAAUUCAGGAGGAAGGAUUUGAUAAAGACCAUGAGAAGAAUUGAUUCAGUCUAUGCCAGACUUGUUGAACAGCUGGGUACCCCAGAACUCCUAGAAGAGGAUCACAGAGAGCUGGAGAAGCAGCUGAAAGCUCGGGAAGAGCUCCUGUUACCCAUCUUCCACCAGGUGGCAGUGCAGUUUGCUGACCUUCACGACACGCCAGGAAGAAUGCACGAGAAGGGCGUUAUUGCAGAUAUCCUUGAGUGGAAGAACGCCCGUACGUUCUUAUAUUGGCGUCUGCGGCGCCUCCUUUUGGAGGAGGUGGUGAAAACGGAGAUUCUGAAUGCGGACAGUGAGCUCAGCAACAUUCACAUCCAGUCCAUGCUGCGCCGCUGGUUCAUGGAGACGGAAGGAGCUGUGAAGGGCUAUCUCUGGGACAAUAACCAGGCGGUGGUGGAAUGGCUGGAGAAACACUUGCAAGAAGAGGAGGGUUCCCGAUCAGCCAUUCGAGAAAACAUCAAAUAUCUGAAACGGGAUUACGCCCUCAGACAUAUCCGGACCUUGGUUCAAGCAAACCCAGAGGUGGCCCUGGACUGCAUGAUUCACAUGACUCAGCACAUCACCCGUGCACAGAGGACCCAGAUCACUCGUCUCUUAUCUACCAUGGAUAACCCGCCCCCUUCUUGACAGAGAGGCCGCAAGUGGGGCUGCCAGGAACAAUCACUAUAGACAAGGAAGCGCACAGAGAGAAACCACUCCUUUUGAGACCAGAUGUCUUCUUGCCUGCGUGUAUUCGACCCUAGUGUUGAAGCCUUAGACUCUACUGAAGUCUCUCAAUAAAUGAUGCCAUUGCUGCAUUUUCAACCAUAAAAAUAGCUUUUCUGUGAACACCGUGUUCAUCCUGGAUUUGUGGGGACAAUUAAAAAAACAAAUCCAUUACAGUGGCAUUUUUGUGGGAUUUAAAUUCAACCCAAAUUGACCUCAGGAGCCUUGUCUCCAGAACAAAGCCGGUAGGGAUGGGCCCCGUGGUCAUUUUAUAACUGAAUUUAAAAUCGUUUAUUUUUUUUAUUGUAAACCCAGUAAAAUGUUGAGAUACAUUUCAUUAGAAUGAAUGGAGCUGGGAGUAGAAAUCAAACUCUGUAUAAUAGCCAGAAAGAGAAAUAUUUUUGUACUAAUGUUUGUUGUUGCCAAACAUCUGCCAGCAUAAUAAGAAAAUGGUGUUAUUUUUAAUGAACAAGAGAAAACUGUGUUUUGGAAAAACAUUCACGCUAACCACUAGAAAACCAUUGGAGAGCCUCUUCAUUCCCCUGCUAUGGCAGUGUUUAGUAGAGGUGAUUAUGAAAUAAUUCUUGGAGCAUGGUCAGGGAUUCCAGGGAAGGUUUCGACAGAGCCAUACAUUUCAACCUGUCCUUCAUUUUAUUUGUGGUCAGGACACCAAGUUUGCAGCUGUUAACACAGUUGUCAGUGCAGGAUUUGUUAAACAGCCCCAGUUCUAACAAGGGAAUGAAAAGGGGCAGUUGAAUUUUCCAUCUCUUCUUUAAUUGGUGUCCCCUUCCAUUUCAUCUUGGAAUUCCUUGGAAUUAUUCCAGUGUCUGCACCUGCUUCCCCACCCACCCACGUACACUCUAUUUGGAGUGGGGCGGGAAAGCACAUGUGGACCUGAUCUUGUCAGUGGUUAACCUGACCUCAUGAAUUAAGGUAACAUAUCACACACUUCAAACUAUUUAGUUUAGUAAAAGCAAUGAUUUAGAUCUUACUGUGCCUUGUUCUAUUGUGGUAGCAUGGAGGGUAACAAAUCCAUUUGCCUAAUGUAACUGCAUAAUAGUGGUGAUCCACCCUUUUGCCAUUUUAAAAAUAAAUCCUCAGGUCACAUAUAUCCUUCGACUGUCCUGGGUUGCAUAACCUCAUGACAAUACAUGUACCAUGUCUCACUGUAAUCUUUAAUCAUAAGAAUAAGAUACAGCUUUACGGCUCUUAGAUAUGGCCUUAUGGGAAUAGAAUAGGUUACCUGGUUUAAAUACAGUGUUAAAGCCAUUAUUUGGCAAUGUUACAGAUCCCGUCAGUUGAUUUUAAACCAAAUAUUGACAAAACCAAAGAGACGCACAGGACAGCUGUGCACACAGUGGGCUAGGGAAUGUGAUGAAACAACUUACUACAUGCAAUGCCAGUGGUGAGGUUUUUCCAAAAAGAAUGUAUUGUGUAUUUUAUUGAGAGGAGGGCAGCAGGAGAGACUUUAAAAGUUCCCUGAUUUGAAAGGUGUUACACCUGAACGAGUUUUGUCAGAGAGAGGAGGAUGUGUUGUUAACAAAACUCACUGUAUGGAAGGAGAAUUGGGAAAUUCAGCCCAACUGCUCCAAAUAAAAUGACGACAUUUUUCAGGGAG